This is a messenger RNA of Rhizopus microsporus ATCC 52813, 1437 nucleotides long. RefSeq names its product DBR1-domain-containing protein. Gene Ontology annotation, cellular component: nucleus. NCBI's taxonomy places the organism in Eukaryota, Fungi, Mucoromycota, Mucoromycetes, Mucorales, Rhizopodaceae. The transcript is spliced from 7 exons. The coding region runs from base 1 to 1437 and encodes 478 amino acids. Gene Ontology annotation, molecular function: RNA lariat debranching enzyme activity. Gene Ontology annotation, biological process: mRNA splicing, via spliceosome. The record is from RefSeq and is a predicted model, not a curated record.
AUGACAACACGCUCUAUGAGGAUUGCCAUUGAAGGUUGCUGCCAUGGUCAAUUAGACAAUAUUUAUGACACCAUUAAACACGAUGAACUGGCAACCGGAAAAAAAGUAGACCUUGUUCUAAUCUGUGGUGAUUUUCAAGCUGUUCGCAACAUGUCUGAUCUGGCUUGUAUGUCAGUGCCAGAUAAAUACAAAAAGAUUGGCAACUUUUGGAAAUACUAUUCAGGCAAAGUAAAAGCACCCUAUCCAACCAUUUUCAUAGGUGGAAACCAUGAAGCCAGCAAUUAUUUAUGGGAGUUGUACUAUGGUGGAUGGGUGUGUGAUAAUAUCUACUAUCUUGGAAACGCAGGCGUGAUUAACUUUGGUGGGUUGAGGAUAGCAGGAUUGUCUGGAAUAUACAGCGAACACAGCUACUAUCGUACUCACUAUGAAGUCUCACCGUACAAUUCUUCAGAGAAAAGAUCGGUAUAUCACGUAAGGGAUUAUGACGUGAAGAAACUGUUGCAAAUUCGUGAACCUGUAGACAUAUUCUUAUCUCACGAUUGGCCACGAGGAAUUGAGCGUCAUGGUGAUGUACAGGAUCUUAUCAAGAGAAAGCCAUUCUUUGAAAAGGAGAUCCUCUCAAGACGCCUUGGGAGCUUCCCAAAUGAGCUCUUAUUAUCAAAGAUACAGCCUGCUCGAUGGUUUGCUGCCCACUUGCAUGUUCGUUAUGAAGCAGAGAUUGAUCAUAACAAUAAAGACAAUUAUACAGAUAGCACGAAGCAACUCUUAGAAAAGCACAAUAUACCUGUAGCUAAAAACCUUGACGAAAUCAAAAUUGAGGAUGAUGAUGAUGAUAAUGAUAAUGGUAGUAACGAUAGUGCCACUGAAAAAGAUUCAAAGCCACCUAAAACUACAAAGUUCUUAAGCUUGGAUAAAUGCCUGCCUCAUCACCAGUAUCUAGAGAUCAUUGAUGUCCCUGUCUCUUGUGAUGAAAACGAUGAGCCUGACUUUUAUUAUGAUCUAGAAUGGUUAUCUAUUACAAGAGCCAUGAACAAGUAUCUGUCAGUUUCUCGUCAGCAUAUACCAAUGCCUUCGGAUGAAAAACUAAAAGAGGAGAUUGCAAAAGAGCGAGAACAGCUGGAAAAGCAAAAACAACAUAAUGUUCUUGAUCUGAAAAUACCCCACAACUUUGAGCCUACUGCUCCUGCACAUGGCACGGAUACUGGAGGAAGAAAUAUGUUUAUGCAGCUCCAACGUCCAUUUUUCAACCCGCAGACAGAUUUGUUUUGUAAAGUAAUCGGAAUAGAAAACAAGAUUAACGCUAAUGGUCAACGUGUUAAUGAAGUAAACAAUACGGAAACGUCUAUCAAUGACUCAAGUCAAGAUACUAAACGUCAAAAAGUAGCUGAAGAAACAAUCCAAUCUGAGAUUACAAUAGAUGAAUCUGAAUUCCUUUAA